AUGGCGAUGACAUCUCUGAGACUGAUGCGGGUAAGGACCCAAAGGGCCUCGUUUUCUUCUUCUGCUGUGAAAUGGGAAGGUGGGGUUUCCAUGGUGCAGGGUGCAUCCAGAGGAAUUGGCCUUGAAUUCGUUAAACAGUUGUUGGAGAAGGAAAAAGGUCAUGUUAUUGCCACUUGCCGUAAUCCUAGUGGGGCAACAGGUCUUCUUCAUCUGAAAAGUAAAUUUGCUGAACGCCUCAGCAUUCUACAAUUGGAUGUGACCAAUGAAAGCACCAUAGAGGAAUCUGCCAAGUCUAUCAGUGAAAAAUAUGGCUCUUUAAACCUUCUCAUUAAUGCAUCUGGGAUUCUUUCCAUACCUCAAGUACUGCAACCAGAAACGACGUUGAGGAAAGUAGAGAAGUCAUCUUUGCUGCUUGCUUAUGAGGUUAAUGCUGUAGGUCCUAUUUUAGUGAUCAAGCAUAUGUGGCCUCUCUUAAAGGAUGGAGGUGGCUUGGGAACUGAAAGGGAUGUUGCAGUUGUGGCCAACUUAAGUGCCAGAGUGGGAUCCAUAGGUGAUAAUCGCCUUGGGGGUUGGCAUUCUUAUCGAGCUUCAAAAUCUGCACUUAAUCAACUGACAAAAAAUAUAUCAGUGGAAUUUGCGCGAAGGAAGGAUCCAAUUACGUGCAUUUUAUUGCACCCAGGUACAGUGGACACAGAUCUCUCCAGGCCAUUUCAGAGAAAUGUUCCUGAAGACAAACUUUUCACAACAGAAUUCUCAGUACAGAAGCUCUUAAGCAUCAUCCACAAUGUGAAAAGCCAUGAAAAUGGAAAGUUUUUCGCCUGGGAUGGUCAGGAAAUUCCUUGGUGA
Prunus armeniaca (apricot) is the source of this 846-nucleotide messenger RNA. The record is from the annotation of a GenBank genome assembly. NCBI's taxonomy places the organism in Eukaryota, Viridiplantae, Streptophyta, Magnoliopsida, Rosales, Rosaceae.